Messenger RNA from Lachancea thermotolerans CBS 6340, 531 nucleotides. It is a transcript of the gene VPS68, whose product is annotated as Vps68p. The transcript has a single exon. The coding region runs from base 1 to 531 and encodes 176 amino acids. The record is from RefSeq and is a predicted model, not a curated record. NCBI's taxonomy places the organism in Eukaryota, Fungi, Ascomycota, Saccharomycetes, Saccharomycetales, Saccharomycetaceae. Gene Ontology annotation, biological process: protein targeting to vacuole; late endosome to vacuole transport via multivesicular body sorting pathway. Gene Ontology annotation, cellular component: fungal-type vacuole membrane; Vps55/Vps68 complex.
AUGGAGGCCAACCAAGAAAGGCUAUUUAGACUCCCUUUCAAGCUACCAAGCUCUGCCACAGCACGGUCUCUCGGGGUGUAUAUUUCUGGGGGGCUUUACGCGAUAGGGGCGUGGUGCUUUCUUGACGCAGCGCUGUACUCCAGAAAGGCAAACGCGUCAUCAGUUCACGUCACGUUCAUAGAUUGGAUUCCGUUCAUCUGUAGUACGCUGGGUAUGAUUAUAGUUAACUCGAUCGAGAAGAACAGGCUCAUACAAGACGCGCUGGGCUCCGGGUCUUUCAGCGGCUCGUCGUCCAUGGCUUGGCAAGCUAGAGUUAUACUUUUCCUGGGAUUUGCACUCUUAGCAGGAGGAAUAUCGGGCUCUAUUGUGGUCCUCAUAUUGAAGUUUCUAGUCAAGGACUUCACAUCGUACCCUACCCUUGGAAUGGGUGUAAACAACGUGGUCGGAAACUUCUGCGUUGUGCUCAGCUGCGUGCUCCUCUGGAUAGCGCAAAAUGUGGAGGACGAGUACUCUUACUCUUUGACCCUCUGA